Molecule: messenger RNA, 2012 nt
Organism: Hibiscus syriacus
Lineage: Eukaryota; Viridiplantae; Streptophyta; Magnoliopsida; Malvales; Malvaceae
Product: MLO-like protein 10
Exons: 15
Coding region: 197-1930 (577 amino acids)
Biological process (GO): defense response
Cellular component (GO): membrane
Source: RefSeq, a predicted model, not a curated record
CCUUUCUGAACCUUCUUCCUUUCUUCCAAAACUCUGUACUAUUUAUUACUCAUUUUCAACAACGUCAACGAAUAUUACUGCCUCUACUGUUUUCUAAGUUCCUGCAAACCCAAAUUGAUAUUUUGUCUUCACUACAGUUUCCAUUCCUUUUGCUUUAGUCUUUGGCUUCUGAAAAAGAAACCCAGAAAAGAGAAAUAUGAAGGGGUUGUCGCUAUGGUGCUGUAUUGUGGUUUUGUUAGUAAUGGAGGGAGGAAGAGUAAUGGGAGCAGGCGAGAGUUCAGGGGAGAGGAAGCUUGAUCAGACACCUACAUGGGCUGUGGCUGGUGUUUGUGCUGUUAUCAUCAUCAUCUCCAUUACAUUGGAGAAGGUUCUUCACAAACUUGGAACGUGGUUCACAGAAAGACACAAGAGAGCUUUGUUUGAAGCCUUGGACAAGGUUAAAGCUGAGUUGAUGGUUCUGGGUUUCAUUUCACUGCUCCUCACUUUUAGCCAGAGCUAUAUUGCCAGAAUCUGUAUCCCUACAGAUGUUGCAAAUACCAUGCUGCCUUGUAAAGCUGAUGUUAAGGAGGAGCACGCCCCUAAAGACAGUGAAGAAGAACACCGCCGCCGACUCUUAUGGUUUGACCGACGAAUUUUGGCUACGAUUUCAUCUGCUCCUAAAUGCAAGGAGGGGCAUGAACCGCUUAUAUCGGUUGAAGGGUUGCAUGAGUUACACAUCCUCAUAUUCUUCCUAGCUGUUUUCCAUGUUUUAUAUAGUUUUGUUACUAUGAUGCUUGGGAGACUAAAGAUUCGUGGCUGGAAGAAGUGGGAACAGGAGACCUUAUCUCAUGACUAUGAGUUUACAAACGAUCCCUCCCGGUUCAGGCUUACUCACGAGACGUCUUUUGUGAAAGCUCACACCAGCUUUUGGACUAGGAUUCAUUUCUUCUUUUACAUUGGAUGCUUCUUUCGACAAUUUUUCAAGUCCGUAGGGAGGGUUGAUUAUUUGACAUUGCGAAAUGGAUUUAUCAAUGUUCAUUUAGCACCCGGAAGUAAGUUUAACUUCCAAAAAUAUAUCAAAAGAUCAUUAGAGGACGACUUCAAGAUCGUUGUAGGAGUAAGUCCGGUGCUCUGGGCAUCAUUUGUGGUCUUCCUGCUGCUAAAUGUCGAAGGGUGGGAAGCAAUCUUUUGGGCAUCCCUAAUUCCUGUGAUUAUCAUCUUAGCUGUUGGGACAGAACUUCAAGCCAUUUUGACAAAGAUGGCUCUCGAGAUCACCGAAAGGCAUGCUGUUGUUCAGGGAAUGCCACUUGUACAAGCCUCAGACAAAUACUUUUGGUUCGGUCGACCCCAAUUAGUUCUGCAUCUGAUUCAUUUUGUAUUGUUUCAGAAUGCGUUCCAGAUAACUUAUUUCCUGUGGAUAUUGUAUUCCUUUGGGAAGAAUUCCUGCUUUCAUGAUAAGUUCGGGCUUGUCAUAGUAAAACUUUCUUUGGGGGUCGGAGUUCUACUUUUGUGCAGCUACAUCACCCUUCCGCUGUACGCCCUUGUAACUCAGAUGGGUUCCCACAUGAAGAGGUCCAUCUUUGAUGAGCAAACGUCCAAGGCCCUUAAGAAUUGGCAUAUGGCUGCUAAAAAGAGACGAGGGAAUGCAACAAAGUCCCCUACUAGAGCCCUGGGUGGAAGUGCAAGCCCGAGUCCAACACUCCAUUCCCCCGGACACUCGCUUCGUCGGUUCAAAACUACCGGUCAUUCAGCGCGUCCUUCGAAUCUCUUUGAAGAUCAUGACUUGUCCGAUCUCGAGGCCGAGCCAUUGACACCCGCAUUGAACGACAAUUUGACAAUAAGAGUGGACCCCGAUGGGCCAGCAACCGAAAUGAGCGAAAUCUACCAUGUAGAAGCAAGAAAUGUAGACAACUUCUCCUUCACGAACUCCUCCCCGGCAAAGGAAACAUGAAAGAUUGUUGGGUAGGAUAGGAGGCUGGGCAAGUCGGAUUCGGUUUGCUUGGAAAUUGUACAAUAAGGGGCACUGGCGGAUC